UUUCACCAAGUCUGCACACGGAAUAGAAGCUUGCUUCCCUUCCCUUGAACACACUCAUUUGGAGUUGAGGACUGCUUUUCCUUCUUGUUAAGGAUUCGGACCGGAUCACACGUUUUCUGACUGUAAAGGGUACAGCUUCUGACAGUUCAUAUUAUGGAAGAGGAUCUUCUGAACGAUAACUGCACAGCAGAAAGUCUGCCCCUGUACAGAUUUUACGCCUCUGUGAUGAUUUUGGAAUUCACCCUGGCUCUUCCGCUCAACCUCUCGGUACUUUAUCUCUUUAUCUUCAAGCUGAAGUUCUGGAAAUCGAACUCCAACAACCUUUUCCUGUUCAAUCUCGUCUUGGCUGACCUUCUUCUGCUAGGCUGUUUGCCAGUGAACGCGUACAAUUUUCUUCACGGAGAGCGGCAGAGUACGGAUGGGAAGAUCUGCAAAGCCAUGCUCUUCAUGCUGUUUCUGAACCGAGGUGCCAGUAUUGCCUUCCUGGCUGUGAUUUCACUCGAUCGCUACUUUAACGUGGUUCAUCCUGGGAAAAAGAACGUAGUCCUCAAAAAGUCCCUUCAUAUCUCUGUCAUCAUCUGGCUACUACUUCUGCCCCUGACUAUCCCCACCAUGCUGAAGACCGGCUGCUGUAGCAGUCAGGGGGACGUCACUGACACUCUGAGAGAGGUUGUGUUUUUCACCCAGAUUCUCAUCCCUUUCUUUGUGUUGGUCUACUGCACGGUCCGCAUUGUCAACAGACUGAAAAAGAAGACCGUAGGGGAUAGGACUAAACUGCGCCGAGCAGUGUUUCUGGUCACCUCUGUCAUGCUGGUCUUCUCUUUUUGUUUCCUGCCUUGCACCAUAGCUAGAAUUGUUCUGUUGAUUGUCAGAGCCAUGGAUUUAGAGAAUGCUGAGAAUAUAGCUGUUCAGGUCUAUGAUGGUCUCAUCGUUUUUUCCCACAUGGAUUGUCUAGUGGACCCAAUUGUGUACUGCUUAAGCAGCACUAAGUUCAAAAACCUGUAUCUGACAAUUUAUUGCCCAUGUCUGAGAAAAGACACAGAAACAGCUGAAAGCACAAACCCGACACGAAACAACUUAAGUCUAAAGCGCAACAAAAAUUCACAAUAGCUAGUAGGUCAAAAUACUGGGCGUGGUAGUGGGCGUGGCCACCAUUUUUAAAGAUAGUUUCUUGCAAUUAUACACUUUGUCAUGGGGCUGAGAGAUUAUUGUUUUUAAGCUAAUUUCCUGCAAUUCUACACAUUUUGCCAUGGCUUAUGCCGUGUAACUCAAAUGUUCUUAAAAACGUU
Messenger RNA from Coregonus clupeaformis (lake whitefish), 1289 nucleotides. Its product is annotated as hydroxycarboxylic acid receptor 2-like. NCBI's taxonomy places the organism in Eukaryota, Metazoa, Chordata, Actinopteri, Salmoniformes, Salmonidae. The record is from RefSeq and is a predicted model, not a curated record. The transcript has a single exon. Gene Ontology annotation, molecular function: G protein-coupled receptor activity. Gene Ontology annotation, cellular component: membrane. Gene Ontology annotation, biological process: G protein-coupled receptor signaling pathway. Bases 154 to 1110 code for a protein of 318 amino acids.